This is a messenger RNA of Calidris pugnax (ruff), 3099 nucleotides long. RefSeq names its product Sjogren syndrome antigen B (gene SSB). Gene Ontology annotation, molecular function: RNA binding. Gene Ontology annotation, biological process: RNA processing; positive regulation of translation. NCBI's taxonomy places the organism in Eukaryota, Metazoa, Chordata, Aves, Charadriiformes, Scolopacidae. Bases 10 to 1233 code for a protein of 407 amino acids. The record is from RefSeq and is a predicted model, not a curated record. The transcript has 11 exons. Gene Ontology annotation, cellular component: ribonucleoprotein complex; nucleus; cytosol.
CUGGUGAAAAUGGCUGAAAAUGGAGAUGGUGAAAAUAUGUCUAUUUUGGAAAGCAAAAUCUGUCAGCAAAUUGAGUACUACUUUGGCAAUCACAAUCUACCAAGAGACAAGUUCCUAAAGGAACAGAUCAAACAAGAUGAUGGCUGGGUGCCUUUAGAAGUCAUGAUCAAAUUCAACAGGUUAAGUCGCCUUUCAAAAGAUUUUAGUGUUAUUGUAGAAGCACUAAGAAAAUCCAAGACUGGUUUAAUGGAAAUAAAUGAAGACAAAACUAAAAUCAGAAGAUCUCCAAAUAAACCCCUUCCUGAAUUAAAUGACCAGUAUAAGGCUGCAAUUAAAAACAGAUCUGUGUAUGUUAAAGGCUUUCCACUAGAUGCAACUCUUGAUGAUAUCAAAGAAUGGCUUGAGGAUAAAGGUCCAGUUGAAAACAUUCAAAUGAGAAGAACAUUGCAGAGAACAUUUAAGGGCUCAAUAUUUGCAGUUUUCGAUAGUGUUGAGUCUGCUAAGAAGUUCACGGAGAUCCCAAACCAAAAGUACAAAGACACAGAGCUGAUCGUACUUUUCAAGGAGGAGUAUUGUACAAAGAAGAAUGAGGAAAGGAAACAAAACAAAGUAGAAGCCAAAGCAAGAGCUAAACAGGAAAAAGAAGAAAAACAGAAACAAGCAGCAGAUGCUGAAAUGAAGUCUCUGGAAGAAAAGACAGGAUGUCUUUUGAAGUUCUCUGGUGAUCUAGAUGAUCAAACAUGCAGAGAAGAUCUCCAUGAUGUAUUUUCUAAUCACGGAGAAAUCAAAUGGAUACACUUUGUCAGAGGUGCAAAGGAGGGAAUUAUCCUAUUUAAGGAUAUUGCAAAAGAAGCCCUGGAAAAAGCCAAAGCAGCGCAUAACGGAAGUUUACAGCUUCGGAACAAGGAUGUUACAUGGGAGGUGAUAGAAGGAGAUGCAGAGAAAGAAGCUCUGAAAAAAAUACUGGAAGAUCAGCAAGAAUUACUGAAACAGAAAACAAAAGGUCGCAAAAUGAAAGGAAAAGGAAGAGGAGGAAAGGUACCUCAAGGUGCACACAAAGGGAAAGUACAGUUUCAGGGGAAGAAAAUAAAGUUUGACAAUGAAGAAGAAGGUGGCGAAGAUGAUACUAAAACAGAACCAGCAAGUCCCAAGAAAAGACCACUAGAGGAAACAGAAAAAGAAGAACCUGCAUCAAAACAACUCAAAACAGAAAACGGAGAUGGAGAUCAGUAAUACUGAAAUAAAAAAAAAAUAAUUGGUUUUAUUGUUCCAUUUUCAAAAGGUUUUAAAGACACGCCUCAGUUCAGGAGUUUCUUGGCAGAAAAUCUAAUGAAAUCCACUUCAAUGUCAACCUACAAUGACAGGAAACCUUCAUUUUGUUGGGUUACAGGUUGUUGGUUUUUUUUUUUUGUUAAAAAAGCAUGCUUACUCUUAACAUACCACCCUGGAAAGUUCUUUUAUAUUUAUAGUUUUGUUUAUACUGUCAGAUCCUCUCAACUUCUCUGGCUCCUCGUUCAAAUGUAAAAGGUUCUGGACUUUGUAAUCUUGCAGUUAUAUUAAAAUAGCAGCUGCCAAUAAAUUCAGAACUUCAAACUCCUUACUACUCAAGCCUGGAUGUUAAUGUAGUAUAAAGCUGUAACCUUGAAGUAGCAAAGCUAAAGUACAGACUUCCAUCAUUUAAGUUCAAGUCAUCAGGUACAGCUGAAUAGAACUUCUAGCCUUUGCUACUCAGCAUACCUAACAUUCUUCACAUCUUGCUCCGUCUACUUUAGGAUUCCCUCCACUUCCCUUGUGCUGAUGGGAUAAAUGUCUCCUAGGCCAGCAUUCAGCACCCAGGAACUUGCCCUCCUCUAGCAUCCUGGGUCAAUCCUGUGUUGUGGGAUGAAGCACACAGCUUCCUCCUACCCCCCUAGAAUGGUCUAUGAGGGAUUUCACUGGCUGUAGCUACUUGCAGUGCAGAGCAUAAAACACUGAAAUAAUGCUGCAGCUAUAAAAUCCUGGCUACUUUGGCCUUCAUUACUUAAUUCAGGCUAAAUUCCAGCUGCAGGCGGGAUCAAGCAAAUAGCUAUUUGAAGUUGAGUCAAGGAGGCUACCCUCAGCUUCUUCGCAUCUAGUUGCAGUGCUGGCUUUAAUAUUUGUGAUGCUGUGAGCAUUCCUCAUCCAGUACGUACAGCCCUAAAACUUAAAUUUUCUUAAAUAGAAUUUAUUUAUCUGUCUAGUACAAGAUAAUGCAUUUUCUCAGUUGUGUUAGGGUUUAUACUUACUGAUUUCUUCUUAUGGAACUUGUAUGAUGCUGGUAGGUCAUACCGAAGUUCUGUGAACAGUACGAAGAACACUUGUUACGCUAGGGUGACUGUCAGUCAGUUGAGUUACACCCCACAGCCAUGUUCUUGUAUUGCCCACCUCUGUUGCCCCCUGACUGGAUAACUGUGUUAACCUCUGGACUAGGUCAUGACUGGAGAUUUAAGCCAACUACAUCACACAGUAUGUGGAUGGCUGAAAUGCAGUUGUGUUCCAAGCAUUUGUGCAAUUUCCAUGUCUCAAGCUGUAUGACUGUAUAAAACAUCCAGCUGGCGAUAUUUGAGAAUUGGGAAGAUACCUGAACAACUGUCAAAAAAAUAUUUAGGUGCCUGUAAGGACAGGAUGCGUUUUUGUGUCAGAACUGACCUGUACUUUGCUGUUGUAAUUCUGCAACAAUCACCUUACGAAGCAGGAAGGUAGGUGACUUCUGCUCUGAGGCAAAAUCUAGUCCAGGGAAAAAUCCAACUCUAGUUCUGCACAGAAUAUUUAUUCCUUAGAGCUUUACUUUGUGCCGGCUUGUAUUCUAGCCAAGUAGCAAGGUAUUAAAAAAAAAAAAAAGCUGCUUAAAGACCUGUGUCAUUUAUCAUUUUCAAUGAUAAAUCACACUUAAAUUUACCUCAGGCCGAUAAGACUGGCUGGUAGUGUUACAGGUAUUAUCCCCAAACAAACAGUUUCUUUCUUUUGUUUUUCUUGAACAACAAAUUAAUCUUACCUGCUAUGACUUCCAUCUUCACUUCCCAUUCAUCUGCUUUCUUUUGAAUGUGCUACAAUAUUAAAUAGAUACAAAUAAAUUUAAAA